Messenger RNA from Diabrotica virgifera virgifera (western corn rootworm), 11398 nucleotides. RefSeq names its product calcium/calmodulin-dependent protein kinase kinase 1. Gene Ontology annotation, molecular function: ATP binding; calcium/calmodulin-dependent protein kinase activity; calmodulin binding. The record is from RefSeq and is a predicted model, not a curated record. The transcript is spliced from 11 exons. Lineage: Eukaryota; Metazoa; Arthropoda; Insecta; Coleoptera; Chrysomelidae. Gene Ontology annotation, biological process: protein phosphorylation; intracellular signal transduction; positive regulation of protein kinase activity. The coding region runs from base 277 to 2337 and encodes 686 amino acids. Gene Ontology annotation, cellular component: cytoplasm.
CAAGAGUGCAGUCGGUCAAAUUUUAAAAUUCGCGAUUUGUGACGCCCGUUUGAAAAUUUAGAGUGUUUUUUGUGGAUAAACUCAAAAAACAUUGAAAUCUUUUAGGCGGAAAGAGGCCACGUCAUUGGCAAACUGUUCCAGUCAACUUCUCCGGAAUAUUCUAACAACAUAGCUUAACAGAAGACAUUCUUAGAAAAUCUCCUCACCGCAAGCAAACAGACGUCUUAUCAAUUCUGCGGGACAAUCGAUAAAUGACAAACGAGUGUAAUCAAUCCGAUGGCCGCCCUUCAGCAUGCGAACUUAUGGCAGGAUGGAUGUGGACGUCGCAAGGCGAGACCACCGAAAAUUGGAGACAUUCCAAGACACAGUGCCGUAGAUGUCGAACUAAAAACCAACGAAGUAGAAAAGAGUAUUCCCUUUAAAACAACCUUCAAAAAAAUCUACUCCCCUCAAGAUGUGCUUAGAGCUCAAGACGAGUAUACUCGUUCGUUAGCUGAACUCUCUUCGAGGGAUGACAAGCGGAUGAUAUCAGAAAAGAUCAAAGCUGGAAAGGAUGUACUACACACGCACACAGAAGAAAAAUCUCCAAAUGCUCAGAAAGAUGUCUCGAUGCCCCGAGAAAUCGAAUUCAGCCGAACUGCAGUCGAAGUACUCCGAGAACAAGUCGCGCGAGAAGUUGUUCUAGGAAAAGUUGACAGCUGUCAAACGGAUGAUAAAGUCAAAGGGCAAGUCGAUGUCAUCUCGAACAACCGAAAAACACGAGGACUUGGAGCUAGCGCACAUUUUCCUAGAGAUAGUAGUCUAACCGAGCCUAACCUUACGAAACCUGUGAUAACUAAUAACUCAGUGCCUUCCUCUCAACUUUUGUCUGAGAAUGUCUCCAGUGAGCAUGCUACCGGGCACAAUGCUAACAUGUCGGUCCAAUCGAAAACCUUUGUGGGUGCAGACAGUAGGCAUUUAUUUUCGAAUUGUCAAUUGUCUCCAUAUUGUAGCCCAACAAAUAGUCCUAGAAGUAGUAGAAAAAGGCAACCUUUAAGAGAGUCGCGAAGAGUUAGUAUAGAAAAAUCAGGAAUGUACCUGCAACUCAAUCAGUACAGACUCAUGGACAGCAUCGGUCAGGGAUCGUAUGGAAUUGUGAAGCUUGCAUACAAUGAAGAGGAUGAUACGCAUUACGCCAUGAAGAUACUUUCCAAGAAAAAACUACUUAAAAAAGCUGGUAUGUUCGGCCGUUUGCCACCAGUACGCAAAGACGGACGCUCGAAUUCGUCACCAAUCAACCACCCAUUUCAAAAAGUCUAUCGAGAAAUCGCCAUUUUGAAAAAAUUGGACCAUCCCAACGUUGUUAAAUUGGUGGAAGUACUAGACGAUCCAGUCGAAGAUCAUUUAUAUCUCGUUUUUGAGUUACUCGAAGGUGGGCAAGUGUUAGAGAUUCCAACCGAUACGCCAUUGGAUGAGGAUAAAGCAUGGACGUACUUUAGGGAUGUUGUUUUGGGUAUAGAGUAUCUUCACUACCAAAGGAUAAUCCACAGAGACAUAAAACCGGCGAACCUGCUUCUCAGUGAUGCGGGCCGAGUUCAGAUCGCGGACCUGGGGGUAUGCAACGAGUUCCACGGCAGCGAUGCUUUUCUUUCCAAUACCGCAGGCACUCCAGCGUUCUCAGCACCAGAAGCUCUCAACGAUCAGAAACAGGCGGGAUUUAGUGGCAAGGGUACAGAUAUCUGGUCGAUGGGAGUGACACUAUACGCCUUCGUAUACGGCCAAGUCCCCUUCUACGAAGGAAACAUCGUGGGACUCUACUCGAAAAUUAAGAGCCAGCCGGUCGUCUUUCCAGAAAAGCCUGCCAUCAGCGAGGGUCUUAAAGAUCUCAUCAGGAAGAUGCUUGUAAAAGAACCGACUCAGAGGAUCACUUUACCGGAGAUUAAGGUUCAUCCGUGGGUGACUCGCAACGGACAAUGCCCACUUCCAUCGGAAGAGGAGAAUUGCCAUUUAGUAGAAGUUACCGAAGAAGAAGUAGCUAAAGUCAUAACUUCGAUACCGAAGUUAGAUACUUUAAUUCUAAUCAAACAUAUGCUCAAAAAACACUCCUUCCAGAACCCUUUCCUUCAUCGUCGAGACACAACAGGCGUACCAGCAGUUUCACAUUCCAGCUCAGUGUCAACGCCACGUCAGCACAUCGGCCAAUCAGGUCGCUCUAACUCAGCACCUGGUAGUUACGACUGGCACCACGAAAAGCAGCUGAGCAUCGACUUGAGCCUAGAAUGCGUCGAGGAGGUGAGCGUGGACCAAAGUUUAGAGGAAAUCACCGCCAACGGUAGACGGCAAGAGGAGAAACGGUGAUAACGCUGUAUGUGGUGUAGGUUAGGACAAUUUUGGAGAAUGUUUUGGUGAAUGCGUGAGAGAGUCGUGUGAUGAGAGCUUGAUCUGUGAUGUUUGAUGUCUAAUUUGGUUUGAAUCUCGUUUAUUUGAUAUAUUGCUGGUCUAGCGGAUAGUUCAAAAUGGAGUUUUUAUUACUAGGAAUUUUUAUCGGACUUUCAGUCUAGGGGACAAAGCUGUUUUGAGACCGAUCAAAGUCCACGGUGUUUGAGUGUAUUCUCAUGUACAGUAUGCGACAAAAUAAACAGUACUGAAAGAAUAUUGAAAUGUUUAUGAUUAUUUAUAAAUAAGUAUACAUGGUACAGAUUAUUCACGGCGACGUUCCCGAUAAAACAGAUGUUAAAGAUGUCCUUUGGCACGAAAAAAUCUUUAAUUUUAGUUCGCAAUUCCGGAAUGAGAGACGGUGGAUAGGUCUGUUCCCUUCAGCAUUCCCUAUAUGUACGCAUCAGGUGGCGUUAGCUCUGGCGAGUAACGAUAUCCCAAAAUGUUCGUGAAGUAUUCGAAGAAACUCUCUCGCCGUAUGACAGGUUGCCCCGUCCUGCUGAAAUCAUUGUAGAUUUUAAGCCACAUGAUAAGUUCCCGAAACAAAUGAAAAGCGUUGAAAAGCCCUAUUACAAUACAAUUUGAUUUUUCACUGAGUAUACAUUCUAAAACCGAACAAUUACAGGCGUUUGAAACGCAUGUUGGGCUGCGACAGGGAGAUGCGCGGGCGUGUCUCCUCUUCAACAUAGCUCUGGAAAAGGCGGUCAGAGAUGUCCGAAUAUUUUAACAGAGGAAAUAUUUUUACUUAAUCAUCCCAAAUUUUGGCAUAUGCAGAUGAUGUGGACCUAGUUGGACGCACAACACGCAAGCUAGAAGAAAUGUAUACCACCUUCUCAAAUGCCUCAAAAAAUAUGGGCCUGUAAGUAAACGAGGAGAAAACUAAGAUGAUGGCAUCAACAUCCAACAAUAGAGCCAGAAACAUCGGUCACCAAUUCACUGUUGAUAACUCUACCUUUGAAGUGGUGGACAAAUUCGCGUACUUAGGCUCACUGAUCACCAAUGAGAACGUCAUGACGGAAGAAAUCAAGCGAAAGAUAAUCCUAGCAAACAAAUUCUAUUUUGGACAGAGUCUAUAUUAUGAGAAGCAGAAACUUAAGCCAAAAAACAAAAAUAACCAUAUACAAAACCCUUAUACAACCCAUGUUGACAUACGGAUCGGAGACAUGGACCAUCUCCAAGGCAGAUGAAAAGCUUCUGCUUAUAUUUGAACAAAGGAUUCUAAGAGGAAUAUUUGGUGGCAUCUGUAAAAAUGGAAUUUGGAGGAGGAGGUACAACUACGAGGCAUACUGUAACACAGUAAAGGAUUAGAAAGAAGAAGAGCUCGACACGUUAAAUGCCAAAUUAAACAAAAUAUAAAAAUAUACAUAGUGCUACCAAAUACUAUGGACUGUCAAAUACUACAGUCAAUAGUAUUUGGUGCUACUUAACUUUUUGAUGUACCUCGGUAGCUUUAAGGGCCGGUUGUUCGAACGCUAAUCAACAAUGAUCACUAUCAAAUAUUUAAUUACUGUCAAAACUGUUAAUGUCAACUUUGGUUGGGUUGCUAAAAACAUAAUUGAUUACAAUUCUGAGACUAUAAUCAAUUAAUAUAACAAUAAUUAUUAACAUAAUUGAUAAUAAAUCUCAUAAUUUUAAUUAAUUAUGUUUUCAGCAACCCAAACAAAGUUGACAUUGACAGUUUGGUGACAGUAAUUAAAUAUUUGAUAAUGAUAAUUGUUGAUUAGCGUUCGAACAACCGGCCCUACGUCUUUAGAGAUCUAGGGGUGUGGAUUCUUAAUAGAUGUUAAAUAAAAUUGAAACUCGAAAUGCUCCUGGGGAGCCAUAACAAAAAAAAUAUAAUAUAUGCUUAUUUAUAAAAAAAUAUAUAAAACUAAGAACGCCGUAUCUGUACUUACCGUAGGCUACUUUCAUGCGUGAUUACUUUAUGGGAUAGAGAUUGGUAAAGAAAAUAUGAUAAUUAAACACAAUUCUUAUUUUAUUGAAACAAAUAAAAAUUUAGCAAAGUUGUUAAAAAAAGUCUUUAAUCAUUUUACUAAUUGGCGAGAAAACGUAAGAGUUCAACAAUUAAAAAUAGCGCAAGUACCUUGUUGUGUUCUUUAUCCGUGGCUGAUCCAUAGUCCAUCCAUGCGGCAGUUAAAGUGUUAAGUAUUGUCCUGAUGUUACGGCACAUAACGACACUCAUUUUUACAGAUAAAGUACAGAUAUUAAUUAUAUUAGAGAUGAAAUUCCAUUGUUCGUUUAUUGGAUACAACACUUGUAUACUAUUGUUAUUAUUUAAACCUUAAAAAAAAACGAAAAACUUUUCGAUAAAAAACAAACCAAUGGAUCUGUUUAGUCCAUCACUAGAAACACAAAAUAUGGUCGAAAACCUAGUCUCUACGACCACAGCGGCCACUUAAGCCUAUUUCGGCUCUGAAACAAAAACUGAACUGAACUAAGUACAAACAACUAUCUCCAUUGAACUAUUAUCAACAAUUUUCUCCGUCAGCAAGUCAAAGAGCCUGAUGAUGGAAAGGCACCAGCUUCUUACUCUAGACUACCAGAACUGAUUUCUCUUCUAGACUACUCCGAACUGAUCACUCUUCUAGACUACUCCGAACCGAUCACGAGUAUACUUCGAACCCUUACACAACCCAAAACUCAUUCCAUCUCCCCAUUUUUCUAUCCUACUCAACCAUGUCCAACAUUCGCCAAUUUCCACUCUUAAUUUCAAAACGAAUAAAAAAGAUUUAAGCAAAUUUCAACCACGCCUUCAAAGGCAAUAACUCUUUCUCUCGCAAAUAGGACUAAGCCAAACGAAAUUCGGAUAGCUAUAUCUCAGCUCAAUACUUUAUCUGAUAUCUCUGAUAUCUCUUUUUCGCAACGUUCGCAAUACUGCACGUGUAAACUUGUUGUAUUAAAUAAACACACUCAGAGCCUCUUAUCUCUGCAAAGGAAUUCACAGCAUAAACAAAUCAGCUCCAAAACAUCAUAUUUCGGUCUCACAGUCGCCAAAAAUACAUUAGUAAACGAUUUACGAAUCCCGAUUCUUUUGGCGGUACGAAAUAUAUCGAGGUCCCUCGGAUAAAAGAGAUAUCAAUAUCCAUGACAAAAAAAUCAAUAUAACAUUGUGAGAAACGGCUUACGUAAUACACUGAAACACAAACAUGAUUAACGGACUGAGUAUACAGGGUGGAGCAAAAAUAAUAAUGACCUUCGGACCGUUACAAUACCACAGAAAUAAACAUAUAUUAGGUGGUAAAGACGUAGUAUCUCUUUCUCUUACUAGACGUAGAAUAAGAAGACUAAGAUUGGCAGGACAUUUAGCAAGAUCACAGCAGAACAACCCUCUUAGAAGAAUCCUUAUGCCACAACCCGUGGGAAGUAGAAAUAGGGUUAGGCCAGAACUCAGAUGGAAGGAUGGUGUAGAUGAGGAUGAUGAGGACUGACUGGCGAAGUAGACUUGGGAAGGUCGAGUCUCUUUCAUAGGACUGUAGCACCAUUGAUGAUGAUGAUGAUGAUGAUGAUACACUCUAAAACUCCUUGGACUUUGAUCGGUGUGAAACUACCCUGGUCCAUAGACUAAUUGUGUUCUUGGUAAUAGAUUUCAUAUUCAGUAGAAAAACUCUUUAAACUAUUUUACUAGAUCAACUAGCUACAAUUUUCAGUCUGUGUUAAAGUACAAUAAUUGUUUAAGCGUACGCUUUAUAAUUUGAAUGUUUAUAUACAUUUUUUUAUUAUAAUAUUAGACAAAAUCUUAAUUUUGUAAGUUUUUGGUUUUUAAAUUUUGAUAUAAAAUAGGUUUUUACUUUUUUUAAUGAUAUAAUAUAUUUAGGAAUUUUUAUUUUUUUACCCGUUUCAAAAUAUUCCUUGUUGUAGGCAACCAACAAUACACUGUUUAGGGUAUAAGUGUUGUGAUGGUUGCCUACAUUGGGUUACAGAAGUUCUCUAAGGAUGUACUUAUUUACACCUUGGCUAUUUAUGUACAUACUGUACAGCAUCAUCUACAAAGAAGCUUUAGAUUAUUGACUUUUUGAAGAAUUAAUGACAGUAACUCUUGGUGUUAUCGUCGUCCUAAUUUGUAAACUGCGUAACUCCAUGUUAUUUCUGUUCCUACUUAUCGUUUAAAAAAGAUCGCAGAUGCAUAUUUUUACCAGAUGAGUAAAUAGCGAUCUCUUCGUAUACACCGUAUCUCCCUUGCCGCCAAAUUUAGUACGAAAAAUACGUAACUCCUUGGUUUGUCAUACCACACGACUGACCUAUCACUGUCUAGAAAGUGAUACAUACCAUCAUAUCUUUUAAAAUGAGAGAUACGUAGUAUUCUGAGAGAUACGUAGUAUUCGCAUUAGUCUUUAGAAAGAUAGUUUUUUGUGUCUCCUGUAAAAUUUGGAUAAAUGGAGUUAGGCAGUUUACAGACUUGGUCGACGUUACGUUUUUUUGAUGAAUUUUCACCGUAUAACGAAGUUAAACCAGGAAACAAUGGAUACCUUCACUAUCUCUAAUAGUUGUGACACUAACAGAGUUCUAUAGUGUUUUGAUGCAAUAAUUACGAAUUAUUUCACAAAAAAUUGUUUUAUUGCAUGAAAAUGACACUUCUAAAAGUCUUCCCCUAGAGAAAAGUAUAAUGUAAGUGAAAUAUCUUCCAACACACCCUUAUACUUCUUUAACAUAUUUGAUUCCAUAUUUUGUCAAGAUACACUGUUACAGUGAGAUACAAACAUUUUUUUAAAUUUUCGAAUCAUAGUUGUAAUUACACUCUUGCAUUUUUAAAUCUUGAUUACAUUAACAUAUUUAAGCAAUAAGGGACCAUGUAUUGAGAUUGUAUCUGGUUUUUUUUUCAUUAAAAGUGUAUUUUAAAAAAUAAUAAACCAAAAAAUGUACAAUUUAGAUGGAUGGUAAUAGUCCCUGUUUUGUCGGCAACCGCCAAUCCACACAGGUGUUUUGGUGGUUGUCUACAUUCGGGAUGAUUCGGAUGGUAAUAGUCCGUUUUGUCGGCAACCACCAAUACACACAAGUGUUUUGGUGGUUGUCUACAUUCGGGGUUGAAGUACACGAUCUGUGACUAAUAUAAUUAUAGUUUAAUAGCACAUGAAAUUUUCAGUAAUAAUAUGCUAAUUAGUCCAGGGCGCAUCUGUUUUGAGAUGGCCGUUGAGAGGUGACUCAAAUUUUUUUGCAGAAAUUUCUUGAAAAUAACUCAAAUAAUAAUAUUUGAGUUAUCCUCCCACUCAAAAUGGUCCGGAACGUUUCGGAAAAAUAAUCAAAAUGUCAAAAUAUGAAGGAAAAAUUCGAUUUUUUUAUUGGUUUUUUGAUUAUAACUUUAAAACUAUUCAUUUCUGAGAAAAGUUGUACUGAUAUCAAAAGUUGCAUAAUUAAAUUUUCUACAAUAUAGAAUUGGUUAGAAAUUUAAAAAAUAGUCACCCUUGUUGCAAAAUAGCAAUAAUUGCGAAAAAACCAUACACAAACAAGUAUUCGCAUUUUACAUUUUUCAACCAUUUAUGCUCCACUUAGGACCUUCAUAUUUUACCCAGAAAAACUUUAUGAUAUAGUUAAACAACACUGUAAAUUUCAUUAAGAUCGGUUUAAUAGAUUUUGCAAAAUAAAUUUUGCAAUCCAGCUUUCGCAAAAAAAAUUCAUUUUUUUUAAUGUUGCAGGACUGAAAAUAAAGCAGAUAGCAAGUUGAUUUUUUUUUGCUUAUAGAAGUGUACUGUACCUUUCAUUUGCAAUUUGCAAAAUUAAAAUCGAUUAAUUAACGUCAGGAAAUUUUUUAAAUGAACAUUAAUUUUUGGUGCUAGGCGCAGGACAGCGGUGUUCGAUUCACACAAGUUGAUUUCCACCAAAAUUUCUUCCAAUCUUUAUCUAAUAUAUUAUUUUCUUACAAUUCCACAAAAAUCAAACUAAUUUUAUUAUUGUUUGUGAAAUAUUGUUUAAACAAUUGCUUAUGUUUAAAAGUAAUAAACUUUUAUUCUCUAAGUUAAAAUAUAUGAACAAAGAAAAUUUUUGCUAAAACAAGUGUUAUUUCAAAGGAUAGAGUAUGUGUUUUUAUUUUGCAAUAAACAAUUUUAUUUAUUUACAUCGAAAUGUAAUAAAAAUUAAAAUGUAUCAAUCAUUAUCAAAGGUCACUGGAAUGCCCAAUCAGAGCAAACUAUACGCUGUCCUGCGCGUAGCACCAAUAAUUAAUGUUUAUUUAAAAAAAUUCCUGACGCCGUGGUAGUUAAUCAAUUUUAGUUUUGCAAAUUGCAGAUAUUGACAGGUACAGUACACUUCUAUAAGCAAAAAAAAUUCAACUUGCUAUCUGCUUUAUUUUCAGUCCUGUAACAUUUUGAAAAAAUGAAUUUUUUUGCGAAAGCUGGAUUGCAAAAUCUAUAAAACCGAUCUUAACGAAAUUUACAGUGUUGUUUUACUGUAUCAUAAAGUUUUUCUGGGUGAAAUACGAGAGUCCUAAGUGUAGCAUAAAUGGUUGAAAAACGUAAAAUGCGAAUACUUGUUUUUGUAUGAUUUUUUCGCAAUUAUUGCUAUUUUGCAACAAGGGUGACUACUUUUUAAAUUUUCAACCAAUUCUAUUUUAUAGGAAAUUUAAUUACGCAACUUUUAUGUCGGAUCAACUUUUCUCGGAAAUGAAUACUUUUAAAGUUAUAAUCAAAAAACGAAGAAAAAAAUCGAAUUUUUUCUUCAUUUUUGAAGUUAUACUUCUUUAGGCGCGAUUGAAAGUAAAAUUUCAUAAUACUGCGCGCAUGCGCACACAGACAGUAUGUAGUUCAUUGCUAAUCUUUCAAGAUAGGUAUGUAUGUAUCUGUAUCAGCGCAAAUAAGUCAUUAAAAGAAUAUAUUAGUGUUUUUAGUAAAUGUAUUAUUUAUUAUAAUUUUUGUGUCUAUGGAUUUGUUACAGCGUUUGAUCAGAGAUCGGAAAGUCCCCGGUUCCAAUUCUGGACGAUUCAUAUUUUUUUCUUAAUUUUUGGUUGUUUUAAUAAAAAAUUUUUGAAAGUGGUAGAUAAGAAAGUUAGUUUAAUAUUUAAAUAAAAUACAAAUGACCUGUUAAGUAUAUUUAGUUCGUUGAAAUUAUUUAUAAUAGAAGUAUAACUUCUUACGUGCGUACAAAGUACACACACAUUCUUUUUUGACAUUUUGAUUAUUUAAACAAUGUUCCGGACCUUUUUAAGAGGGAGGAUAACUCAAAUAUUAUUAUUUGAGUUAUUUUCAAGCAAUUUUUGCAAAAAAAAAUUGAGUCACCUCUCAACGUCCAAAUGUACUUUUUACAGAUGCGUCCUGGUCUAAAAGUAACAAUACAUUUUUAAAGGAAAGAAUCCUGAAUGCAUAAUCUAAACUCUAGACAUAUAUCAGUAAUUCUUGAUUCUCAACUAUACCUUUUAGGAAUACAUUUAAGAUUGUUAACAAAGCACAAAACAAAUAUAAAUUGAUAAUAUUAUAAACGUAUGCCCAUAUAUCCUAAAUAAAACAGGAACUUAUUAUUUUACUAUUUUUAUUUAAAUCUUCCAUAGCUUAUCAAAAACACCGUAGAGAACGAGACGUGAAUCUCAAUCGUAAAAGCUUCUGCUGAUAUCAAGUAAGAAGUAUUUUGGUACUUUAUUAUUAAGGUGUGAUGGUGUAUUUUCUCCUAUUUGAUAUUAAUACUCAAGUCUUUAUUAUUAAUCCACUGAAAUGUUACAUUUUUCGAUGAAAACAACAUGAACAGAAUGGCAUAUUAUUAGAGGAUCGUUCUACUGAUAUAAAGGCAUUAAACAAAGAUAAUUUGGAACUAUUUCUCGUGCCAGAUCGGUACUCACCGGAGGGACCGCAGACGUUCUGAUACAAUUAGUGUUUCUUUGUAAAGGCAAUGAAGCCGACUUUACUAAGUAACAAGACAUUUACUCAACACACACGGCUGUGCACACAAACUUAAGUUUAACUUAACCCCCACUAUACCGUCGCAUCAAAGCAACAGUUGGAUAUGGCAUAUCCUACUGUUGCACGAAUGCACCGUAUAUGCGUAUAUAUACACACAACGCAUCGCUCCAAUAUAACUUAACUGGUUGAUCGGUGCACUCGUGCAACAGUAGGAUAUGCCAUAUCCUACUGUUGCUUUGAGGCGACGAUACAUGGAAAAAAAUAAAAGUGCUUUGUCUGAAAAUGUAACAUUUCAAUGUAUUAUACACGGUGGCUCAUCCUAUACGCCUCGGUCUCUGUACGGAAAGUGACUUCCAAUACAAGGUUUUGUUCUUCAUAGAAAUUUAUAGGGCCUACAACAUAAUAUAGACACUACAAUUUAAAAAGUUAUAUUUUUUCUUAUUGCACACUCAAGUAUUUGAUGACAUCUUUUAAUUUUCCUUAAAAAAUAAACUAUACGUUCGUAAGGGGUCUCUACCCAAAUAAAGGGUGUUUUGAUUUAUUUCCAUUGAGACUAAUUUUUCUUGGGUCUAAACUAUUUUUCAAAUUGAAAUAGAUAUUUAUUAUAACAAAAUUGUACAGGGUGGUCAAAAUAUUAGAUUGUUCUAUUAGCAAAUUCAAGCCGUAAUAAGGUACUCAUUUUAAAUUAAAUACCCUGUAUUUUAUUAGUCGCUCGUGUGGAAGUAAGUUUUAUCAUUUUAUCACAUUGGGUGUUUUAUUAUUUUAGUUGAAUUUGGCAUAUUUGUGUGACAUUGAAUAAAAUUCUUCAUAUUGAAUAAUGUUCUAUACUUUAUAAUGAAAGCUUUGAACAAAAUCAAUAACCACCUGUCUGAAGUUUAUAAGAUAACCACCUUGUAUAUUAUUUAAAAUUAUAACAUUAAACAAUCCGUGCUUUGUUGUUAUAAAAUGUUUUUUACAUAAUUAGGAAAAUAGGUUUUAUAUAUAUUUUUUCUUUACCUAUAUGUGUGUUAUUCCAAUUUUCCUAUCUAAAUAUCUCUAAACUAUUUAUACAACCCAAAAAGCACUAACUUUUUACAAUUUUGCACACCAUUUACGCUGUUACAAUAGAAAUGUAGUUAGCUAAAUUUUCUGAAAUUUAAAAUAAAAUUUUUUAUAUGUUAAAA